Molecule: messenger RNA, 4305 nt
Organism: Necator americanus (New World hookworm)
Lineage: Eukaryota; Metazoa; Nematoda; Chromadorea; Rhabditida; Ancylostomatidae
Exons: 39
Coding region: 1-4305 (1434 amino acids)
Biological process (GO): protein phosphorylation; MAPK cascade
Molecular function (GO): ATP binding; protein kinase activity
Source: RefSeq, a predicted model, not a curated record
AUGUGUAUCAACAUUGUCAUUUUACGAAAAACUUCCACAAAACUGGAUCUUGGAAGGCGUGGAGAACACGUUUGUCCGAUACCGCUGCCGCCACGUUCAUCCGUUGUGCCAACGGCGGCGUCCACCUCAUUUCAACGCAUCCCAGCGUCAACGACGACAGGCAGCGAAAGAAUGGGCACAAAUUUCACUCGCAAACUACAAGUGGUGAUCGUUAUCGAUCAAAAAGUUCAAAAGAAUCUCAGAGUCCGUGAAAUGGCGUUGAAAGAUGUGCAAAAUGUUGCGGAUACGUUGAAUGUGAAUUUAACACAAAUCGAUUUCGAUCGAUUAGAUUUCGGCGAAGCGAAUGCGUUGGAUACAUUUUACAACGCUGAUGUAGCGUUGGUAGACGUUACCGUACAACAGCAACAACCUAGUCUCUGUUAUCAUAUUGGUGUACGUGAAAGCAUGAAUCAAUCCUACAAUAUACUAAUGACAUAUAUCGCACCGGAUUCAGAAUAUCACAUCAUCGAUGCACUAAAGAAAACGCAUGCUCAUCUACCGAUGAUCGUAUACAUGAAAUUUCCCGAAAGUAACACAUUGCAGUCGUAUGAUCGAAAUAUGAAUCCGAAUAAACGUGAUGUGGACGAUGAUUCGAAGUUUAAAAGUCCGAAUAAGGUCACUUUCAAAUCGCGCUUAAAGGCAUCGUUGAAGAGUGUGCAGAUCGAAGCGAGUGCCCAUUCCCGUGAGAAGUUUCUAUCAGAUCUCCGAAAAGCUCGUGAGAUCACCGACGUGAACGAGACGAACGAUUUUCUGGAUAAGAUGCGUUGUCGUCUCGACAACCCGGACGUGUUGUCCGUUGACACUGUGCAUCAGUUGAUGAUAUCGUACAGAGAUAAUCAAAACUACAACGGGAUGAUUAGCCUUGUAGAGGAUCUAAGCCGUAUAGAAGACUGUACUCUGAUUGACACUCAAGUGAUACGGUAUCAGUAUGCCUUCGCAUUGGCCAGAAGGAAUAAGGAAGGUGAUCGAGAACGUUCCUUAAAUACUGUGCUUAAUAUCAUAGAAUCGACAGCAGACAAAGAAGCGCUGAGUCCGGAUGUGAUUUGUUUGGCUGGUCGCAUUUACAAGGAUAAAUUUAUCGCCAGUAAUUAUGAGGACCGUGAAUCGUUGAACAAUGCGGUUUCAUGGUAUCGUAAGGCGUUUGAAAUGUCCCCGUUGGAACACAGUGGUAUUAAUCUCACCACGUUGUUACGAGCUAGUGGUGAACAUUUUGAGAAUAAUGCAGAAAUGCAGCAAAUAGCCGUAGUACUGAACUCGUUGUUGGGACGAAAAGGCGCACUGCAUCAAUUGACCGACUACUGGGACGUAGCCACCUACUUCGAGGUUUCUGUGCUUGCCGAGAACUAUCAGAAAGCUUGCGAAGCCGCACUAAAGAUGGCGAUGCUCAAGCCACCUGUCUGGUUCCUCAAAUCAACCAUGGAGAACAUCAAAUUAAUUAAUCGUUGCGCUGCGACUAUAAGUCCUAUCGAGAAGGAGAAGCAGCAGUUCUUGUUCUGGUCUGAAUUCUUCAUGGAAGCUAUCGAUUCGGAGACGGAUGUGACAUGUGCGAGAUUUCCGGUAUUGAUCCAGGAACUUACCAAGCAAUUCACCCCUUCGUACUUAACGUUGAAUGUUACCGAACGAUCGAUGAUACUCAGUCAUGUGCUUGAAAAUAGCCAACAGAAGAAACCUCCACCCGGUAUUCAUCGUUGGCAUUUCACCGCAGGCAACAUUAAAGCAGUAUCAGCGUCGAAACGUGACGAUCGAUCCAUGUUCCUCUAUGUGCAUGAGAACUCGGACGAUUUUAAUCUCGUGUUCCCAUCGGCCGCUCAUUGCAACAAGGUGAUCAAUACAUUGAUGGAAAUGACUGAAGCGGAUGGUAACCAAGGCAAAGUUCUUUCCAACUUAGAUGGUGAAAAAAUGCAUUUCGAGUACGAGUUAACCUCAAAUGGGGAUCGGGUAGUGCUUGGUAAAGGCACUUACGGCGUCGUAUUUUCGGCAAGAGACGUUACGACACAACGACAAAUUGUUGUUAAAGAAAUAGAAGUGAAAUAUGAUGAAGAGGUGCAACCACUCAUGGAAGAAAUAAACCUACACUCGACUCUAAGCCAUCAGAACAUCGUACAGUACCUCGGUUGUGAUGUCGUUCACAGAGAUACCGGCAAUGACGUGUUCUUAAUUUUCAUGGAACAUGUGCCUGGAGGAAGUCUUAGCAGUCUGUUGCGUUCCAAAUGGGGCCCAUUGAAUGAGCCGGCAAUGGUCCUGUACGGGAAACAGAUUUUGGAUGGGUUACGAUACCUACACGAACAGAAGAUCGUGCACCGUGAUAUCAAAGGUGACAACGUACUGGUGAACACGUACAGUGGCGUAUGCAAAAUCAGUGAUUUUGGCACUUGCAAACGUCUGGCAGGUCUAAACCCAGUCACCGAGACCUUUACUGGAACUCUACAAUACAUGGCACCAGAGGUCAUCGAUCAUGGUCAGCGUGGCUACGGAGCUCCAGCUGACAUAUGGAGUUUCGGUUGUACAAUGGUAGAAAUGGCCACCGGGCGACCACCAUUUGUAGAGAUGCAAAAUCCACAAGCGGCCAUGUUCCGAGUGGGAAUGUUCAAAACACACCCACCAUUGCCUCAGGAUAUUUCGGAGAAAUGUCGUCAUUUUAUUAAAAGCUGUUUCGAGCCCGAUCCACUUCAACGGCCAAGCGCACUGAAACUACUCAACGAUCCAUUCAUACAGCAAUUUCACCAUUCUGUUUCACGGACGCGUAGCGGUUCAAUGAACAAAAAACAAAUCGAUCACGUCAAACAUCGAGGCAUCGGCGUCACCGAUCGUGGAUCCGUCGAGAUGCCCAGCUCACCGCAAUCGGCCGUUGUCGAAGAGAAGAAACUACAUUUGAUGAUUGACAAUAGUCGAACACGUACAAUCUCAUGUAGUCCCGUGCCGGAUGGUUCAGUAAGCGCUGGCACUACCAUAUCACAUCCGGGAUUCCCUCUCAGUCAGCCAUCCAGCCCUAUAGUUGAUGACAACACACAUCCACAACUUGUGCCAUCGCCAUGCCUUGGAACACCACGUUCUGGAAAUACAACGUUGUUGAAUAGGACAAUAUCGGAUGAAAGUUCGAACAGCUCGAACAGAUUCUUCAUGUUGAAAAAAGAUUCUGAACGACGACAUACGUUGGCACAAUUCAUGUCUGACUACUCUGAACAGAUUAUCGACACAUGGAUGCGUGGCAUCAUUGCGUCUAUGGAUAGUGCAGAGGUGGUGGUAACCAUGCAUAUGCUUGAGACUUUACUCGAUGGUAUGCGUGAAUUCCUGUUGAAAAAAGAAACAAAGCACAUACAAGAUGCGUUGGACGAGAUCCGCUGUCUUCUUGACUACGAUACGGCGAAAAUCUCACAAGUGAACAUGGCAAUUUUUACGUUCUCGGAUUCAAUUCAACCGGUACUACGUCGUUUGGACAUCAAACCUCAUUGGAUGUUCGCCUUAUCAAAUCUGAUUCAAAGUGCUGUGCAGACGGCGAUCUCAUUGCUGAGCCCAGACGUCUCAGCGCAACUUCAUGUGCAAGACGUCACGUCAAUGGCCUCAAUGGGUCAAAGAACCUCCGUUUCAAGGGAGUCAGGUCAAUCUGAAAUAGAGUUGGUGGACAGUAGCCGACCUCCAUCCAGAGAUGAACGACGAGAGGAACGCAGGGAAUAUCUGAAUAGUAUCAUUGAUACCAAUGAUAAGUUACGAGAGAAGUUAAUCGAGGCACAAGAGGAGUUGAAGCAAAAUCUUAUCUCUAGUAUUGCACAAACGCAAAGUAUGCGUGAUAUGGCAGCCGCUACGGCAAGCCUGAUGUCGGCCUGGCGUGGUGCUCCAUGGCGCGGAACCUACCCGCCAAUGAACAACGGUCUUAUGUCACGAAAUGCUGGGACUGGCACGUCACCCACACAUAAAAACCACAAAAUUGCUGUGAAUCAUCCAAUGGACGGACAUCUGAGCAGAUCAACUGAAGAGCUGAUCGGAUGGCUACGUUCGCUAGAAGUUGAUGAUCGAUCAAUACGCCUAAUCGUUGCCGAGCAGUAUACAAAACAGGACAUAUUCGAAUAUGUAACAAGGGAAGAACUGCUGGCGUUGGGCGUAGCAGGCGGAGCGAGUUGUCGAAUCUGGCGUGUUGUGAGCGAAGCACGUGAACGGGCACGUCGUGCACCCGUGUUUUUAUCGCCGAUGCGAAGCCGCGACGAUUCGUUGGACGACUAUCAUUCGUCCAUAGCGGACGAGAUGUACACAGUUGCUGAAUUAACCUAA